Messenger RNA from Haliotis rubra (blacklip abalone), 4429 nucleotides. RefSeq names its product spermatogenesis-associated protein 7-like. The record is from RefSeq and is a predicted model, not a curated record. Gene Ontology annotation, biological process: microtubule cytoskeleton organization. Gene Ontology annotation, cellular component: axoneme; ciliary basal body. NCBI's taxonomy places the organism in Eukaryota, Metazoa, Mollusca, Gastropoda, Lepetellida, Haliotidae.
AGCGACAGUUUAUAGUUACCAAAAUGGCGGACGAGUCUGAACUGGAAUUUCUGUAUUGAUUUAGACUGUUUUGCGAAUGGCAUUAUGUAGCAAGCAUCAAAUCACUCGGGUACUUUUGCCCUGGAAGCACCCUCAUAUAACGGAGCUCUGAGGAGCAGAAAAACAUGGCUGGAAGUUUGAGAGGGAGUCUUGGGCUGAAAAGUGGCCCACUAGCCCCAACAUCUGCCAAACUGACAACACAGUAUCUAGUUCUGGAUCACAUGAACAACCAUUACCGCAAGAUAAAUAAAGCUAAACCUGCCAUUGAUAACCGACCACCCAAAUCUAUCGCACAGAGUCAGAAAGUUCGAGAAAGGAAAGAACGUGAUCACAUAAAAAAACAAGGAACAAGUCGGCCAACUUCUCGUAUGUCUGUGCGGCCAGUGUCACGAAAUGAUGUUGAUGCUGAAUAUUAUGAUGAGGCAGAAUGGGAUGAACCCGAAGAUGAUGAUGAGAGGCUGGUGUAUGACAUCAUGAGGACAACCCUGAGAGAAAACUACCCUGCGAGUGCUGACGCCACAUAUGGGUCAGGCCAACGACCCCGUGGACAGUCCCCCCGGUGGUUUCAACAAAACCAUCAGAUACCAGGAUCAGGUUCAGGCCAACAAUCUACAGACCUACUACAGACCGGAGAAACGCCCUUCCUCUGUGAGAUCCACCCACUCCAUGCUAAGCAAUGGAUCUCGCACCAGUCUCACGGGCAAUCCAAAGAAGAACCCAGAUGCGAUCUUUUGCAGAAACGCUCGCACGUAUUCACGGAACCAGAGAAACCGUUCACGCCACGAACUCUGAAAUCGAACCGUCAGUCUCGUCUAAGCGAGUACAAGUAUUACAACCCGCCACCCAAGAAACCAAGUCACAGACAUGAUGACAUGGAACAAACCAGCAGGCAGUUGAUGCAGACAGAGAGAGACUACCGACCCAAGCCCAAACCCCGGGGUACCGCUGUCCAGGACAGGACUGGAACACAAACGUUGUCAGAGAGCCAGCUAAUGUUCGAGACGCUACAGAGUCGAGACUUUAACCGCCAUCAAGGAGAGAAGGACGGGGUACCCAAGCUGGACAUAUCAGUGGACAAGGAUCAUAUGAACUGGCUCCAGGAACAAGCUAGCAAGGCACAGAUCAGGAUGAACAAUGGGAUGAAGGCGCCAAUGGAUCAGAUUGAUGAGACUGAACAGCCUGCUGUCAAUGGCACGAUGAGGUCCUCUCCUGGCGAUCCUAGACUUACUAAGUCGUUUGGCACUAAGUCUUUGAACAGGCAGAGAAUGAGUGAAGCGGACGAAGAACAACAGUAUGUGAUGUUUGCUAAACAGGUCACAGAGGAGGUUCUGAACAGGGGUAUCUACACUGACAGGGUAUUGAAGAAGGUGUUUGACAGACAUGUGGAGAAGCACAAAGGAAAGCUGAAGAUUUCUCGAAUGAGAGCUAUCCUGGAUAAACUACGCACAGAUUUUGGCAUAUCAGAUGACCCUGACCCCUUUGAUGAGGAAGAUGAGUGUGUGAGGACUGUGAGCAUGUUGGAGCCAGACCCUGAUGUGAGAGCAGCUCGACUGGCCAGUCAGAAUAAACCUACUGAGAAUAUUGAUGGUACUCUUACCUCAACAAAUACAUUGAACUUUGACAGUACAGGAGAGGCAUUCAGUACUGUGAGGUCCCAACACAGGAGAGGGUCACAAGCUAGUGAGGCAAGAUCCGACAUUGCUGACAGAAGGUCACUGGCCAGUGCAUCAAGGUCAACUAUUGGGGAGAAAAGAUCAGAAACCAGAUCCCAGCUUGGGGACACAAGAUCAGAGGCAAGAUCCGACAUUGCUGACAGAAGGUCACUGGCCAGUGCGUCAAGGUCAACUAUUAGGGAGAAAAGAUCAGAAACCAGAUCCCAGCUUGGGGACACAAAAUCAGAGGCAAGAUCGGAAGUUAGUGACAGAAGGUCACUGGCCAGUGAAUCAAGGUCAACUAUUGGGGAGAAAAGGUCAGAGUUUGGGGAAACUAUAUCACAGUCUGGUGAAGUAAGAUCGAUAGUGAGUGACUUGAAACCUGAAGGUAAACAGUCAGAUGUGGGUUUGGGCGAGACUGGUGAAAUGACUGCCACCCAGGUGCUGGAGCAAUAUCAGAAGACAAUAACCACCCAAGACAUGGAAGGAGCAAGUAGGUCUGUCAGUGAGAUGGAUAUGAGUGAAAGGAUGUCAUCACGAGGUGAGCAGAAUGAUGGAAUCAUAUCACGAGGUGAGCAGCUGUCAGAACCGGAUUCAUCACUUUUCUCAUCGCCAUCUCACUCCAGCCAAGCCCCAGUACCAGCUCGACGUCGCCGCAAUCCUCAACAUGAGGAGAAGCACUUGCCAGAGCUUCACAAGGCCAAGGUUCUUGAGAGUGCAAGCCAAGGUGAAAAGGAGAUAACUGUGGAUGAAGCAAUAAAGGCUAAUGCCAAUACAGGCGUUGACCUAAAGAAUGAAGAAUCCAUUGCCAUCAACAAUUCCUUUAAAGCAAAACUGGAUGACAAAACUCCUGCUGAAGAAGUAGUGGAAGACUACGAUGAUGAUUAUGAAGAUGAUUAUGAUGCUGAUGAUGAUGACGGUCAGGGAGGUACAACUCACAGAACAUCAGAUGAAGAUUUUUAGAGUGACCAUACAUGCAAUAUGUUGAAUAGAUAUAUAGACCAUAGAUCCCAUGUAGUAUUUUAGUGUACUACAACUGCUACGCCCUAACUGUGAUAAAUGGAUUCGUUGCCUUUUGUGUGCUGUAUUUGGACACACACACAUUGAUAGAUAUAUCUUUUAUGCAGACGAUAUUAUACCAGAUUUUUUAUCUUUCAGAGAAUAUUUCUGAAUGAUAUAUAUUGUACAUUUUAUGCUAUCAUUGUUAGUACUUUGUUCUAUAUAUUUGAAGACUUUUAAAAAAUAAGUGUUGGUUCUUGUGCAAUGUGCAAAAUCUUUGGAGUUAAUAGCCCAGACUUGUCACUUAAGAUUAUUUUCAGUAGAUCUCAGAGUAAAUAUAUGGAGCUUUUUGUAGCAAAUGUUACUAUAUUGAAUGAAAUUAUGUAAGGGUUGAACUACUGAUAACUGGCUGAAAUUGUGGACUUGUACAUUUUGAAUCAACAUUAAGACAGCUAGUACAAGUUCUAACCCUCAGAUAAGGGUUGGGCAUCAUACUUAUUCAGGCACCUCUAAUUUUAUCCUGUGUGAGCCCCAUCAUGACUUUGGUAGGGUUAUUCAUUAUCCUGAAUUCAUCUCUGCUUUGUGUCACUCUGCUUUUCAUGCACAAAGAGAAGCCUUCAACCUUUGAAAGACCUUGGUAUGAGAAUCAGUUGUUCUUAUAUGUUAACCUUACCAUGCUUACCUUACAGCAUGGUGAAUGUAGGUGUGUCUCGUGGAACUAUAGGUGUCUCUGUCAGAUGGAUUGUAUUGAUCUUUCCCGACCUGUGAUAUUAAUUAGUGUCACUAUCUAUGAACAUCUGUCGCAAAAGCCAACUGUUGUUCUAACACAUUUCAUAAGUAUGGUUUGAAUGUGAAGGGAGAAAAAACAAACAUAAUAAACGCGUUGCAAAGUUUGUGCCAAAAUAUUAUGGAUAAGGUGACAUGUGUUCCCUGUUCAAGUCUUGUUCAGACAUCGAUAUACUACUGUGAAACCUUAAAUUUCGGGGGGUUUGUCAUAUUUUGUUCAUGACAAUAUAUGUUUUGUCCCAGCGGCAUCCACAACAGCACCAUCAAUCCUUCACAUGUUUUAUACUAUGGAUAUAUUAAUGUCUUUACACUUUAUUAAGGAAGUUGUGUUUACAUGGUUUAACUGGGUGUGUUAACUCAUAUAAUUUAGUUGUGUUUUUAAUAGUAUGCAAGUUGCUUUCACUGGCAAGAGGCUUGUUCAACUGUUUCUGUUUUUUAGAUAUUUUGUACUAGAUGUAUUUAUCUUAACAUGCUAUUCACUUGAAAACCUAUGGUGAUUGGUGCAAAUAUGCAUUUUUACAGUUUGAAAUUUAUGAAAGCAAUUUAAAAGAAGACCUCAGAUAAAUAUAGUGCAAUUGGCAGAAUACCUCAAGCAGAGACUAGGAGAUAUAAGCACACAGUUAACAUGGCAGUAUGGGAGAUUGUUAGUAGUAAGGGCUCCCCAUGUUAGUUGCCUAUAUAGAACAAAAUAAGUCAUGGAGUAAAGACCAAGAAUAUAAUUUUGUUAAAGUAUACCCCAAAAUAUUAAUUAUCCCAUGUUUGCUCUGCAUGUGCAGUUAUGGCAAUUUUCCUCUGAUCUGCCGAAUUUAUUUCAAAUUGAUAAACUCUGUGAAUCCCCUGAAACACCCCCCCACCCCUUUGAUGACGCAAUAUUAAGUUUUCUGCUGAAAAUAGAGUUUCCUUUUGCCAUCCCUGCAUAUGAAGACCUGUUUUCAAGAUGUUUUUGUAUAAAA